GCAGCGCGGCACGUCACCACAGUGCCCGUGACGUAGCAUAGUGCGUCACCGCCGUUGACGCUGAAGUCUUCCCACCUUCUCCUCUUAAAUUACCUCCCUCAACCCUUUCCUCCCAAAGCCAAAACAGCAAAACACCACUCAGAUCUCUCUCUCCCUCCCUCUCCAUGCAGAAAGCAAUCCCUUUCAAGGCUUGUAUCCCGGCUAGCUCCGGCCCCCGGCCACCGGCGGUGGAGGGCCAAGGAGGGCCGGAAGGGACGGCGGCCGUGACGGCGACGACGGCGGGUGCAGCAGGCUGCAGCGGCGUGAGGAGGGCGGCGACGGAGAAUGCGGUGAUCGUGAUCGGGCGGCGCGGGUGCUGCAUGUGCCACGUGGCGAAGAGGCUCUUGCUGGGGCUCGGGGUGAACCCCGCGGUGUACGAGAUUGACGACGGUGACGAGGGCGUUGUGAUCAAGGAGUUGAAGAGCAUGAUUAGGGCCGACGACAAGGACCAAAAUGGCGGCGACAGCGAUAAUGACCAGAAGUUGCAGUUUCCGGCAGUUUUCGUCGGCGGGCGGUUGUUUGGAGGGCUGGAGAAGAUGAUGGCCACUCAUAUCUCCGGCGAGUUGGUGCCCAUCUUGAGAGAAGCUGGGGCCUUAUGGCUUUGAAGCAUAUUAUGUACAUGUUCGAUCCCAUCUUUCUAGAAAAAAUUUCUCGAUCAAUGAAUUGAAUUUAUGAUUGGUGUGAAAUAAGACCACACAAGUAUUUUUCCUCUUGUUCAGUUGCUUUGGUAUCUUUCUGCUUAGAUCUUAUACCAGGUUUCGCUCGAGAAUUUUUGGAGAGAGGGACCUAGGAAAUAAUUUGUUUUUUGCCCCCUUUUUAUUUUUGUAAUUAGUCAAUAUAAUUUUCUUUUUGCAA
Rhodamnia argentea is the source of this 894-nucleotide messenger RNA. Its product is annotated as glutaredoxin-C9. Bases 165 to 644 code for a protein of 159 amino acids. NCBI's taxonomy places the organism in Eukaryota, Viridiplantae, Streptophyta, Magnoliopsida, Myrtales, Myrtaceae. The record is from RefSeq and is a predicted model, not a curated record. The transcript has a single exon.